UAUAUUGAUAGUCUAUAAUUUCUACGCUAUACCCUAGUUUUUACUCUAAUUCUAUUCUAUUCUAUACGUGGCAGAGUAUUAGAAUUUGGAACACUGUUUUUAGUCGCCAUUUCAACAGUUAAUAAUAAUUUAGUUAGAGUAUUUAUAAAUUUUAAGACUUUUAUCUGUAUGAAAGUUAUUCAUUACUAAUUUAAAGCUUAUUGAAACUUGUGUAAAUACAUAUACCUCUCUGUUUUCAAUUAUCUCGUUAUAUACAUGUAUAUAUAUAUGUAUUUACAUAUAUAUACGUUUAUAUAUACAUUCACAUACAUAUACCUACACAUUUAAUCUGGAAGUUCAACGAAUUUGUGUUGUGUUUGAUUAAUCAACAACAGGUUAUAACAUUUGAAAGGUAUUUUAGUUAAUUAUUUCAUCAUGGGAAAUAUGUUUGCUACAUUAUUUAAGGGCCUUUUUGGCAAGAAAGAGAUGAGAAUUUUAAUGGUUGGACUUGACGCUGCUGGUAAAACUACAAUAUUGUACAAACUGAAAUUAGGAGAAAUUGUUACAACCAUUCCCACAAUAGGUUUCAAUGUGGAAACUGUUGAAUAUAAGAACAUAAGUUUUACAGUUUGGGAUGUUGGUGGUCAGGAUAAAAUAAGACCUUUAUGGCGACAUUAUUUUCAAAACACACAAGGUUUAAUUUUCGUUGUUGACAGUAAUGAUAGAGAACGUAUAGGUGAAGCUAGAGAAGAAUUGAUGAGAAUGCUUGCAGAAGACGAAUUGAGGGAUGCCGUCUUGCUUAUUUUCGCUAAUAAACAGGAUUUACCAAACGCCAUGAAUGCAGCAGAAAUUACCGAUAAAUUAGGUCUACACUCGUUACGUAAUCGUAAUUGGUACAUUCAAGCAACAUGUGCAACUAGUGGUGAUGGUCUUUAUGAAGGACUAGAUUGGCUUUCUAAUCAGUUGAAAAAUGCCAACCGUUAACUUGUAUUCUUGAUUAGAAAAAGUCUGAUCCAUGUAUUAACAAUCCAAAUCGUUGAUAUAAAAAGAACUUUUACAUCUAUUCUAAAAUUUUGAUAUUAGCAAAAUAAAAAAACUUCAAUUACAACGGAUAAAAUAAAAAUUUAUAUAAAUUUUCAAA
Molecule: messenger RNA, 1120 nt
Organism: Phymastichus coffea
Lineage: Eukaryota; Metazoa; Arthropoda; Insecta; Hymenoptera; Eulophidae
Gene: Arf79F
Product: ADP-ribosylation factor 1
Exons: 5
Coding region: 415-963 (182 amino acids)
Biological process (GO): intracellular protein transport; vesicle-mediated transport
Cellular component (GO): plasma membrane; cytoplasm
Molecular function (GO): GTPase activity; GTP binding
Source: RefSeq, a predicted model, not a curated record